Molecule: messenger RNA, 234 nt
Organism: Chaetomium fimeti
Lineage: Eukaryota; Fungi; Ascomycota; Sordariomycetes; Sordariales; Chaetomiaceae
Exons: 2
Coding region: 1-234 (77 amino acids)
Source: RefSeq, a predicted model, not a curated record
AUGUCGUCGGGCCUUAAGGAUAAGAAAGGAGAAGCCAUUAGCGAAGGCGAUCAUGUCUUUGCCCGUUCACGUGGUGGCAGACACGAAGGCGAUGUCGAAAAGAUUGUUACAUCCAAGGAGGAGGCCGAGGAGGAGGGUGUCAAGCACCCACCAAAGGUCCUCUUCACAGACCAGCAUGGUCAUAAUGUGCAGCACAACCCGGGAACUGUGCAACAUGGGGAGUACAAAAAAUAA